UUCAGUCUUGCACAGGUGUACCGGCUCCUCCCCUUCAGUCUUGCACAGGUGUACCGGCUCCUCCCCUUCAGUCUUGCACAGGUGUACCGGCUCCUCCCCUUCAGUCUUGCACAGGUGUUGCCGCUCCUCCCCUUUAGUCUUGCACAGGUGUACCGACUCCUCCCCUUCAGUCUUGCACAGGUGUAUCGGCUCCUCCCCUCCAGUCUUGCACAGGUGUACCGGCUCCUCCCCUCCAGUCUUGCACAGGUGUAUCGGCUUCUCUCCUUGACUGGAAUGGCUUCCUCUGAUGUCACUGCACAAUGGGAGCUUCUCACAAUGUGCAUUAGAAGCUGCAGCAAUUCAGAUAGAGCUCCGCCUCCUUUCCUGGAUGGAGGACGUCCAACA
Messenger RNA from Staurois parvus, 384 nucleotides. Lineage: Eukaryota; Metazoa; Chordata; Amphibia; Anura; Ranidae. The record is from the annotation of a GenBank genome assembly.